Messenger RNA from Chelonia mydas (Green sea turtle), 3799 nucleotides. RefSeq names its product kazal-type serine protease inhibitor domain-containing protein 1-like. The record is from RefSeq and is a predicted model, not a curated record. Gene Ontology annotation, biological process: regulation of cell growth; regulation of signal transduction. The transcript has 3 exons. Gene Ontology annotation, molecular function: insulin-like growth factor binding. NCBI's taxonomy places the organism in Eukaryota, Metazoa, Chordata, Testudines, Cheloniidae. Bases 649 to 978 code for a protein of 109 amino acids. Gene Ontology annotation, cellular component: extracellular region.
UAGGAAGCAUCUGUGGGACACAGAUGGUCUCCGGAGGAGCCUAGCCAGGGCUGGAUUGGAUCCCUCCAAAGACAUCCUCUUUCCUCUUGCUCUGUCCUGGCCGUUGAUUGAAACCAGAGCCUGCCUGCCACAGGGGUGUGAGAAGAGGGCGGGGAGAGGAGGGCAGCUCAUGCUGCUGGAGUUAUUAGUGUUUGGUUCUGAGUGGAAAGCAGAGGAUCUGGACGUGGGGCUCUAUCUGCACCCACCUCACGCCGCCAAGUGGGUCAGAGGAGAUGUGAUGCCCUGUUCCUUGCAGGGAAGAAGAGGCUCCCAGAGAAAGUCUGGAGGAUGUUGCUGCUGCUGGUGAUGGGUCUGGCUUGGUCCUUCCAUGGAGCCUCCUGCUUGCCACAUCCCUACGGAUUCACGUGAGCAGAAGAGGAGGCGGAAGGGCAGUGCCAGUGUGUGCCAGAGCUGUGCCCCAGAGCCACAGCCUGCCCAGCCGGCUUGGUGCGUGACCACUGCGGCGGCUGCCUGGAGUGUGGGAAUGCCAAGGGGCAGCCCUGCGACCUGGAUGGCAGUGACACCUUCUAUGGUCGGUGCGGGGAGAACCUGGAGUGCCAGCUGGACAUCCAGGGGCUAGGCUAUGGGGGGAUCCCCGAGCUGCAAUGCAUGUGCAGGUCCCAGAGGGCCAUGUGUGGCUCCAAUCACAUCACCUACCAGAACAUCUGCAAGUUCCAGGAGGCCGUGCAUGAGAGAGACAGGUGGAACCUCAGCAUCACAAGUGAUGGGCCCUGCCAAGCAGUUCCCCAGAUCAAGCACCAUCCCCAAGACCAGGUGAAUGUGUCUGGCUAUGAUGUGAUCUUCAUGUGUGAGGUCUUUGCCUACCCCAUGGCCCUCGUGGAAUGGAGGAAGGAUGAAGAAGAAUUCGCUCUACCUGGAGAUGAUCCUCACAUCUCCAUCCAAAAGCUGCUCCCCCUGCCCUGUUUAGCUCCCCAGUGAACCCAGGAGAAGAGGCUCCCACAGCCAGCAAGGAAGAGGAGGAUUACUGUGAAUAUUACUAACGUGGUGCCAUCCCUCCCCACGGCUGACCAACCCUGCUGCAGAAAUCAGAAUGGGCAACGACAGGAGAGGGGAAGCAGAUGAGCCUGAAGGGCAGGGCUUUUCCGGCUUCCUCUGGCUGGUGCUAAGAUGCCCUGGAUUCUGUGAUCCUAACAGCCAUGGGCCAGGUCUCUCAUGAGGGACAUUAGGAUAUGGGCAAGAAGCUCUGAAGCUGACUCUCCUGCCACUGGCUUGCCUGGGGAAUGGGUGAAUGGACUCUUGAGGGUUAGGAAGUGCCCCUACCUAGCAUGCUCUAACCCCAUACCCUUCAUUCAGGCAGUGGUGUUCCAAGGGGUCAAAGGGGCCGUUCUACUGAAGGAGCCAAAUGGACAUUGACUAGAUGGCCUUACUGCUACUGAACGCUGCAGUAACCACCUGUCCUCUGGAGAGCUCUGGCUCGCUACUGCGCAAUGUGGUGCUCUCACAGGAAGGGAGGAUCGGGCGUUCACACUCAUAACCCUUCCAUAGAGGAGUGAAGAGGGGCUAGCACAAAGCCUGGGCAUCACUUCAGUCCCACUUAGUCCCUGCUGUGCAAAGGGCCAGCACGAGGGCUAUGCUAAAGAGAAGCACAGGCUUUCUCUCAUCUUCGGUACCCAGGUAAAUGUCACUCAGGGCCUGCAUUUUAACGCCCCACAUUCCGCUGGGGAACAGGGGGGUGCUGCUGAGGUUACAGUUGUAAAGAUCCUACAGUGCUCCAGGGGUGGUAAGGGCUGAGUUGUAGGGGAAAGAAAAAUGAUGUGUGUGCAGUGCUGGGGAGCACAGUUGGCAUGAUUUCCCUCUAACCUAGCCAGGAGGAGAAGAUUGGAGCUGGAUGCAUUUCGGGGGAACCUUAGGGAGGAGCACAGGUUCUCUGCACCCCCCUGCAGUGCAUCAGAAGCAGGACUGUACCCAAGCCUGUCCCAGCAGAUGCAGGAUCCCAAUGCAGCCUGGGCGCUCCUCUUGCCAGAGGAUGCAGAGGGUCGAAGGGAUGGGGGUGGGAGCGAGGGAGAGUGGAGAGUGGAGACUGGAGAGUGGAGCACCUAGUUGAAAGGAGGCUAUAUCUGGUUUGCAAGCACUCAAAGAAAGAAAAUGAUUAGCUGUGAAAGAUGCUUCCUAUGAGACCUGUAACAGUUUAUAUCCUAUCUGCAGCGAGGGUAUAAAUAACAGCCUGUUUCCGGGUAGAGAAGAGCCUGGGUCUCAUGUAUAUUUUAAAUGAUUCCAAAUAAUUUCAUUCCUAGUUAUGUCCAGCUGGUGGUGGAAUGUGAUCUCCUGUGGUUUCUUGCAACGAUAACACUUUGCCUUCUAUGUUUGCAAACAUCAGCUGAUUCAGCCUCACAGGAGCACAUCAUUAUCUUCAUUUUACAGAUGGGGAAACUGAGUUAUAGGGAGGGCAAAAAAGUGACUUGCCCAAGGUCAUGCAGUCAUGAGCAGAGAGGCAAUAAUCCCUCUCUGUGGGCCAGGUUUCAUUGUCAGAGAAGCUUGCCCUUUAAUUAGGUGCUUAAGCAGGUGCUGAAGGUCUUCUGAAAACCUGGACCCAGCUGUGGAUGCUGAGACUUACUGAAAGUUCUGGCGUCUGAUGUCUCCAGGGUAACCACAUCUGGAAUAUUGUGUUCAGUUCUGGGCACCACGUUCCCAGACGCACAUCGACAGACUGGAAGGAGUUCAGAGAAGAAUGACAAGGAUGAUCAAGGAGGUAAGCAAAGAUUAAAAGAGCUAAAUCCAUCUGGUUUAGCUAAGCAAUCACUGAAAGGGGACAUGGUAACAGCCUGACAAUAUUGGAAGGCUGUGAACUCCCAGAAAGGAGGAGGGUUAUUUAUGGGGAUGCAGGGGAUUAACUAGGAGGAACGGGAUCACAGUUAUUAUUUGUAUUGCAGUAGCCUGAGAGCCCACAGCCCCUUUGUGCUAGGCGCUGUACAAAUAUAUAGCAAAGAGACAGCCCCUGCCACAAAGAGCUUGGAAUGCAAGUAAUGGUACUAGGAAAGGGAAUAUCAGGACAGCCUUCCUGAUGGUGAGAUCCGUCAGGUGGUCUGGGAGCUCCAUCACUUGGGACAUUUAGGACUAAACUCUAGAAAACAGGCAGUAGGGAAGAAUCCUGCGUAGGUCUCUUCUAUGAACCCAGGAGUCCUGGGUUCCAGUUCUCUGCUCUAACUGCGAGAGCAUGUGAAUGCUCGCUUGCCAAAGGUCUUUGCAGUAAAUCCCCUGUAUAAUAUUAGGACUAGCACAAGGUGCUCCCACACAGGUACUUCGUGGGCAAUCAUGGCCCCUUCCACGUUCUUGGGGAAGAGGGUGUGUUAGUGUGAGUUACAGCUUGGUACCCCCCAAAGAGCCCCAGAUCUGAAAUGUCCAUUGCAAAGACCCUUGCACUGAUCUGAACUCAUUGGAAUCUCUGGCUAACACUUCCCCAUCCCAGGUGCCAUCUCCUCUUUCCCCAGCCCUUCAUCCCAAUUCGGGACCUCUCAGGCAGGACAGGAGCAGUUGUGUGUGACCCACAGCUGGGCUUAAAGGGACAGUGGUCUGGGAUGGCCACUUACUUUCCCCCUCCCACCCUUUUCCUCUCACCCAGUGGCUACUUCUGUUAUUCCAAACACCUGGAACAGAGUAACUGGCCUUUCACAUGACCUUCAAGUGCCAGUGCCCCAUUUCAGCAGGGAUUAUAUUUUUCUGUAGGUGUGGACAGCACCGAGGACAUUGUGGUCUCUACCAUCAAGCAAAAAUUAUUAUAAUUAUUAUUAGCAAUAAAGUG